Carcharodon carcharias (great white shark) is the source of this 111-nucleotide messenger RNA. RefSeq names its product pectinesterase inhibitor 10-like. The annotation marks the transcript as partial. Lineage: Eukaryota; Metazoa; Chordata; Chondrichthyes; Lamniformes; Lamnidae. The record is from RefSeq and is a predicted model, not a curated record. The transcript has 2 exons.
CCAUCACCAUCAUCUCCAUCAGCAUCAUCUCCAUCAGCAUCGUCUCCAUCAUCUCCACCAACAUCUCUGUCCCCAUCAUCUCCAUCACCAUCAUCUCCCUCACCAUCAUCU